CUUGCCGUUCUUCUCCGUCGUCUUUUAUUUCCCUAUUCCGUUUUCUGUUUUUUUUGUGUGUGUGACUGUCUUCAUCCUCCAGAUUUUGAAGUUUCUUCCGCCCCACUAUCCAGUUACUGCAUUUCCCUCUCUACUUAUCUUUUUGUACACUACUCUCAAUGUCUUUUUACCUCCUCUACUUCGAUUCGUUUUUCUUAGGGAACAUAAAAGAGUGGCUGGGGAAGGACAGGGGUUACUGAGAGAUGAGAUUACGAUAAAGGAGAGGACUGAAGCAGAACAGAAGGGGAAGGAGUAGAUGGAGAAAGGAUGCGGAAAUGUUAAGAGUGCGGGGAAGGAAAGAAGGAGGGACAUUUCUGCAUUUCAGUUUAAAUUCUGUUGCUCUACCUUUAUCCUUUAGCUCCAAAAAAAGCCAAAAUCACUGGAAUACAAUGGGCAUUGAGGUAGUUGACUUUGGCUCAUUUGGCUUAGGAAAAGAUGAACCAUCAGCCAUCGAAAUGGAGCGAAUAUCCACAGAGGUCAUCAGGGCUUUAACAGACAUUGGAUUUGUAUACCUGAAAAACACUGGAAUUGAAGAUCAAAAGAUAUUUGAAGUGAUGGACAUCUGCAAGAAGUUCUUCAUGCUUCCAAGUAACAUUAAACAACAAUAUGUCCAUACAAUGGGGUCUGAAUCUCUAACUCAUGGCUGGGUUGCAGCAGAUACAGAAAGAUUAAAUCCUGUGCGGCCUGCAGACCUGAAGGAGGCCUUUAACAUAUCAGCAUUAUCUUCACAUGUUAAAUGGCCUGUUAUUAACAACAAUCCUGAGUUUCGGGAAUGCGUGGAAUCAUUCUUCAAAACGUGUCAGCAGCUGUCAGUAAAAAUUCUGAAAGUGAUUGCACUGGGCCUGGGUCUUGAGAGGGAUUUCUUCAUCAACAAGCAUGAGCUUCUUGGGAGCAAUCAAAAUUUUACAACGCUUCGAGCUCUAUAUUAUCCAUCAGUACAGAACUCCUCUGUGAAGGAUCAUCAGAUCCGAUGUGGAGAGCAUUCUGAUUAUGGAACAUUCACUUUACUCUUCCAAGAUAAGACUGGAGGGCUAGAGGUUAUGCACAGGUCUGGCCAAUUCGUUGCUGCUCCCUACAUCCAAAAUACCGUUCUCAUCAACAUUGCUGAUCUUCUGCAGAGGUGGACAUCUGACAAAUUAUUAUCAACGGUUCACCGAGUCGUCCUUCCAGAGUCUGAAGGCAAGAUGUGCAGACCUAGACAGUCAUUGGCUUUCUUUGUUACUCCAGACAAUGAUGUGAUGGUCACAUGCUGUAGUGGACCUCAGAAGUAUCCACCCAUCCCGGCUCUGCAGUACCUACAGGACCGUAUGAAUUCUUUGCAUAAAAUGUAACACACUCCUGAUCUAAGGAGUGAAUGCAUUGGCUAUUGUGAGGAGAUGCUUCAAGAUUAUAUAGAAGUCACAAAAUUGAAAGGGCAUUUG
This is a messenger RNA of Hemiscyllium ocellatum (epaulette shark), 1460 nucleotides long. RefSeq lists its product as uncharacterized. NCBI's taxonomy places the organism in Eukaryota, Metazoa, Chordata, Chondrichthyes, Orectolobiformes, Hemiscylliidae. The transcript has 9 exons. The coding region runs from base 315 to 1370 and encodes 351 amino acids. Gene Ontology annotation, molecular function: dioxygenase activity. The record is from RefSeq and is a predicted model, not a curated record.